AUGAGGAGACACAGAAUUAUUUAGAUGUCUACAAAUAUUUAAGUAUCAUGGAAAAGAGAAAUGAUCUUCAGAGAGAGGAAUUAAGACAUUGUAUGUUAAAAAGAGACACAUUUCAACACCAAAGGAUUUUCUUAUAUGGGUAUAAAAUUGAAGAAAACUGUUUCAGAGUUUAGAAAUUUCCUCCUAUGGCAGAAACUUAAUAUUCAAACAGAAACUAAGGCUUUUUUUUUAAUGAGGUGAAAUAAAAGGAGAGCUCUCUCAUUCUCUGUAUGUUCCAUUGAAAAGCCUUCAGGAUAAAUGGUGUCUUGUUCUCUGUUAGAUUUUAUGUUAGGGAGCUUCCUCUAUUAUACCCUGAAAAUUUCUCUGUCAUUUAUUCGAUAUUUAUAGAGUACCCAGUAUGUACCAAGUACUGUGCUAAGUUCUUGGGAUACAAAAUAAAAAAGAAACGGAAAAGGCAUAACUCUCCCAGCCUAAGUAAAUUUAAAGAACUACAACAGAAACAUGCAAGGGCCCUAUUAUAGUGCAUGGUGGGGCUCUGAUUUGGUCUUUGGGAUUAAGGUAUAUUAUGGUACAUAGAUCAUUAUGACAAUGAGAGGGAUAAAUUGGGACAGUACAAUGGACACGCUGCUAUAAUAAGGGAGGAAUUAUCUAUAACACCAUUGCAUUGCACAGUAUCCUUCUGUGAGUCAAACUUGAAGCAGAGAAUGGUCUACAUCACGAUGCUGGUAAAUGGCACCAGGGCAAAAAACAUCAUUCAAUUGUGCAACUCCCUCUGAGAUCCACCUCUUCUCUGUACAUUUCCCUGACAUGGAAGAGACCACAGCAACAAGGCAGAAGAAAAAUGUUCAUGAGACUGAUGGUCCUUUCACAGGAAUUGCAAAGCAGAUGUGGAAUAGCCACAAGUUGGGGAUGACGCAGGGGACACUCAAUUUCAAGAGGUGCUCCAGGUAGUUGGUUUCAAAUGUAUGGCACAUUCCUUUUUGUUGUUGUUUUAACAUUAUUCAUGCCUCUUUCCAGGCAGUUUCCAUAAGUUAAAUGGAAGGAGGGAACCAAACAGCUAUUUCAUUAUUUAUUCUUCUGGGACUUGCAGAAAAUACAGACUUGCAGCCCCUCUUCGGGCUGUUUCUCCUCAUGUACCUGGUCACCAUUCUGGGGAACCUGCUCAUCAUCCUGGCUAUCAUCUCCGACCCCCGCCUCCACACCCCCAUGUACUUCUUCCUCUCCCACCUGGCCUUCACUGACAUCUGUUUUACCUCCACCACACUCCCCAAGAUGUUAGUGAACAUCAAGACACAGAGCAAAGCCAUCACAUAUGAAGGCUGCCUCACCCAAAUGUAUUUUUUCAUGAUUUUUGCUGGACUAGAUGAUCUGCUACUGACGGUGAUGGCCUAUGACCGGUUUGUGGCCAUCUGUCACCCCCUACGCUACACAGUCAUCAUGAACCCUCACCUUUGUGGUCUCCUGCUUCUGCUUUCUUGGUUAAUCUGCCUGAUGUAUUCUUCAUUGCAAAGCUUGAUGGUUUUGAGAGUGUCCUUCUGUGAAGAGACAGAAAUCCCCCACUUCUUUUGUGAACUCGCUCAGAUCCUCAAGCUUGCCUGCUCUGACACCCUCAUCAAUGACAUCCUGCAGCAUUUUGUAACUGGCCUGCUGGGUGUCAUUCCCUUGACUGGGAUCCUUUUUUCUUAUUUUAGAAUCAUCUCCUCCAUAAUGGGCAUUUCAUCGGCUGGGGGUAAGUAUAAAGCCUUUUCCACCUGUGGGUCUCACCUCUUAGCUGUCUCCUUGUUCUAUGGUGUGGGCCUUGGGGUCUACCUCACUUCUGGAACAGCCCAUCCCUCCAGAAAGGGCUCAGCAGCCUCGGUGAUGUACACAGGGGUCACCCCCAUGCUGAACCCCUUCAUCUACAGUUUGAGGAACAGGGACAUGAAAGGGGCUCUGAGGAGACUUUUCAGCAGAUGAGUUCAUUCCAAAUAAGAUAAUGGAAGCCAAAGACAGACACCAGAGAUACAAAGUGCUGAAAACUGGUGUUCCUGUGGAUGUUAUCUGAAGGUAAUAGAAAAGAAGUACUGUUAGUGAUAUACUGGAAGAAAACAUUCCUGAACCAAAGGCAAACUUGAAGCAGCACAUCAAAAGGCUUACCAUCUACUAAGGAAAGAGAAUGGCCAACUGAUGAUGAAACUUUUCAUGAAAGUACAUUGUUUUAAUGAUAUGGACUCUUAUGAGCACCAAAGGAAGUAAGUUAGGAAGUGCUGCAGGGGAGAAGACAGGACCAGAAUGACAACAAAUGUUUACACAUUACUGACUCAUCUUUACCCCUGUGAUGUUCUAUCUUCAAGCAUCAUGCCUCCCGGACCAUGCUUCUCCCUGGUCUCCAUCUGGGCUGUCUCACACUGACUUCCCUCACUCCAUAAAACUUUAAUUACUGAAUCUUGUUUUCGUGGCGGCCAUUGACAUAUAUUAGACUUUAAUAAGAAACUUCUUUAGGAAACUCAUGGUAGUGUCUACUUUAAGAGAAAGAAAAUCCUGGUUUUGUCAGUCCACAUAUACCAGCAAAUCUGAAAUAAAAGUCCAAAGCAAUCUAUCUGCUGCCUUCCUUGCUUGACCCAGACUUUGCCAAAUCUUCAUAUGCCUGGAUCCUCCGCACAAGGCUUCAAAUCAAAACUGUCAGCUUUUCAGAGGCCUAGCCUGACCACCAUCCUCCUACUUGUUCCAGUUUUCAUAAACUUAUCCUAUUUUGAGGGGCAGUUGAGCACAGUGUCUGAGUGCUUUGAAUUCAAAUCUGUAUUCACUAUUCACCGAUGGUGUGGUCUUGUGCUAGUCACUUAAUUUCUCUGUGACUCUAUGCCCUCAUCCAUAAUGAUGAAACAUAUUUCCUGAAGAAUUCUGGUGGGGAUUAAAUAUUACACAUGAGAGCUCACACCACCAUCUGGCAUAAGCGCUCCAUAAUUGUCAGCCGUCACAAGAUCCCCGAGGGCCAUACAAAGCUGCAAAGAGAUUGUGAACAGCCAGCCAGGUACUUGGAUUCUGUCUCUUUAACCCUAUUCUACAAUAGCUUGCACUACCAGGGGAAGGUGUGGGGAGGGUAGGCAGUCAGAGGAGGGAUCCAUUAUCAGCACAGCAAAGUUGGAAAAACUGACUAGAGGGGUUUGAUCAGCUCUGGGUUUUUAUGGGGCUGCCUGCAACCCCAGAGCUGACUCAGGGCACCCAGGAAGCCAUGUAGGAGGACCCAGUUCAAAGCUAAGCUCUCUGCACAGCCCAGGAACACGGCAUGCUGGAGGUCAGAAUUGUAGUCCAGGAGAAAUCUUCCCUAAAUCUAGACAUGAAGGAUUGGACCAGAACAUGGCCCCAGACAAGGACUCCCUACAACAAGGAAUGGGAGGCAAAGCAUCCUUUAUACUGGUUCAGCUCCAUGAGGGCUAUUCCCUCGAACAAGACAGCAAAGUCUAAAACUGUCUUGGGUUGACUUGAGGGAAUGCUGAGCCCUCUUGGUGAUAACUGGAUUUGAAACUCAGGCAGAUUUCAAUGUUUGAACCCUAACUUUACCAUUAGGGUAUUUACUCUGUCUCUAAGCAGCCUCAGAUUCUUCAUUUGUAAGUAACUGUUGGGGUGAUUGUGGAAAACUAGUGUUAAGUGUCCAGUAUGUAGAUUCUCAAAAAGUAGCAGUUAUAUUUAUGAACACAGCGCAUAAUUAUUCAUUCCAUCUUGUGUCGAAAGAGGUAAGGUCAGUUGGCAGGAUCCUGUACCCCAGAAAGCUCUGCCAGGCUCCAUUUUUCCCCAGCAGGGGCUGAAGCUGAGACAGCUCCUGUGGAAAAAAAAUAACUGUAUUCAGUGCAAUAAAGUCUCAGCUUCCAACCAUUCUAUGGAGCCCCUGGCCCUGGUGACCUGGCAAAAUUAGAUGAAGCCACGAGUUUGUCCUCCAUCUUUUACUUAGUUCCUGGUAUAGAGUCUAUGACUCUAUCACAGGGGUUUUCAACCUGAAUCAUGUUUGAUAUUUGGGUCCAGAUAAUCCUUUGUGGUGCAGGCUGUCCUAUUAAUUAUAGGAAUUUGAACAAUCUAUGUGGUCUCUAUCCACUCAAUGCCUGUAGGGUCCUCUGCUCUGCCCCACAGCAGUUAUGAAAAUCAAGUAUGUCUGCAGACACUGCCAAAUGUCCCUUAGGGACAAAAUCACUUCUGGAUGAGAACCACUGAUCUACUAUAACCCCAGAGUCAAGGGGAAAAAAGGUAGGAAAUACAAAGUGAUGGGGAGGCCCUGGUUUUCCUAUGCAUAGCCCAGAAUAGAAUGGACCUGCAAGCCAGGAUACUCACCUCUAGUUAAGAGAGUCCUUAUAUGGUGGAAUAGGCCUCAGGUCUGGAAUAGCAGCAGCAGUAUACAUUGGUUGAAUGAACAGUUAACAUUUUUAGUGAUCUCAAAAUUCUUUAGAGGGCAAGCACGUUGUCUGUUCUUGACAUCUGCUUUUAUCUCCAAUGUCUAUUACAAGGAAGAACCUGAAUAAACACUUUCUAAGGUGAUGACAAAUGUUCUGUGCUCACAGUAUACUGGGCCAUUAUUCCACUUGACAGGUUUUAACUCAGUUUAUCCUCACACCCUAAUGAGUCAGGUGCUAUUAUAAUCUCUACUUUGAAAAAAGACAGUGGCACAUAAUGAGUACAGAAACCAUCAACCUGAUACAACAUUAUCUGCAAUGCCCACUGUCCAAUCCUGAACGUGAAACAUUCCUACUCAUUCUGUCUCCACAACUAAAAAUGCUAAGCCAAAGGCUGGAAGACCACCUUCAUGUAAAUGGCAAGUUAAUUUUAAUAUAAGGACUCUUAACAAAAUUCAACAAAAUGGAAGAAUCUCUAAGUACUUAUGCUGAAUGAAGCCAGACAAAAGACUAAUACUGCUGUAUUAUUCUAUAAUAUAAAGCUAUAGAAAAUGCAAACUGAUCUGUACUAAGAAGAAGCAGAUCAUUAGUUGCAUGGGGAAGGACUGGGAGGAAUCAUCAGAUGGACAAGGGGAAAUGUUUUGGGAUUUGCCAUCUUGACUGUGGUGGUUUUGUGAAUACACACAUAGCCCAAACGCCAACAAAUUAAGCACAUGCAGCUUAACAACAUCAAUUACAUCUACAUAAAGCUAUUUCCUCCCAUUUGGACUCUUGCAAUAGAACAAUGGCCUUGUGAUGACUGCAAAACAGCCACCAUUUCUUCCCUUUCCUGUACCCACACCUCUUCUAUGUUAACUGAGGACCCUUCCACUCUGGGCUCACCCAUGUGAUUGCACUGGCCAAGAGGGCUCAUGCAAACACAAGCAAGGACUUGAAAAACAUUUGCACAGUGGAACUUUUUCUCUUCUAGAACCUUCCAGCAUGUGUACAGGCCUUGUGUAAUUUUGCAGGAUGAAAUCUUGAGUGAAAUUGCUUGCCCCAAACCAAACUGGCAGCCUAUUGCAGACAUGAACCCAGCCAAGCCCAGCCCAAAUUGUCAACAGAAUCAUAACCUAAAUAAAUGGUGGUGGCUUUAAACUAUAGUGUUUGGGAUAGUUUAUUGCACAGCCAAUAUAAACAGACUACCUUCAUUCCAUUCUACUAAAGGGUGUGGGUUAGCUUUCUACACUGCAAAUCUCAUCAAACCCCAAAGGAUUUCCAUCAACUUCCAAUCAGUAUUUGAGACUGAUACAUAAAAUAUUUGUGUGUGUGUUAUAUAAUCUGUCCCAUAUUAUCCCCUCCAACUUUAUUUCCUACUUCAAAGAUCUCUCCUCUUACAUGCUGGAGAACGUGAUUUUCUCCCUGGGCCUUUGUGCUCACAAUCAGCAUACUUAUUCAAUUCUGAGCCUGAACACUGUUCAUACACCUACUACAUGUAACUUGCUACACCUCUUCCAUGUGGCUUUCCUGGGUGGCUGCAAGUUCAAUAUCCCCUCCUCGGGACUCCCUGAACAGGUUUGCUGGCCAUACUAGCUAUUUUAUUGUCUCUCUUCCUGGACCUUUACUCCUUUAAGGGCAGUACCAUGUCUUACUGUCUCUUCCCAAAGCUUACUUCAGUAUAUGAGGCACUUUACUGAUAGUGAUUGGUUAACCUAGAGGGGGAAAAAUUCCUGAGUGGACUGGAGUUACCCAAACAUUAUAUAAGUAGAGCUGGUUCCUGCAGAAGCCCCAGGAAUUCAAAGCGGAAUUGAGACAUGAAGACUUAAGAGUGUGAAAUUAGAAAUCCCCUCCAGAGAGAAUUUGGUAAAAUAUUGUAUUUGUCCUAAGAAUUGGUGGGAAGUGCUAUGAGACG
Messenger RNA from Manis pentadactyla (Chinese pangolin), 6252 nucleotides. Its product is annotated as olfactory receptor 7D4-like. Gene Ontology annotation, cellular component: membrane. Gene Ontology annotation, biological process: G protein-coupled receptor signaling pathway. Bases 1036 to 1956 code for a protein of 306 amino acids. NCBI's taxonomy places the organism in Eukaryota, Metazoa, Chordata, Mammalia, Pholidota, Manidae. The transcript has a single exon. Gene Ontology annotation, molecular function: G protein-coupled receptor activity; olfactory receptor activity. The record is from RefSeq and is a predicted model, not a curated record.